Molecule: messenger RNA, 2173 nt
Organism: Hemicordylus capensis (graceful crag lizard)
Lineage: Eukaryota; Metazoa; Chordata; Lepidosauria; Squamata; Cordylidae
Gene: SQSTM1
Product: sequestosome 1
Exons: 8
Coding region: 667-2037 (456 amino acids)
Biological process (GO): aggrephagy; endosome organization; mitophagy
Cellular component (GO): amphisome; aggresome
Molecular function (GO): protein kinase C binding; zinc ion binding; K63-linked polyubiquitin modification-dependent protein binding
Source: RefSeq, a predicted model, not a curated record
UGAAAGGGAGAGCAGGCUGGUGGCCGCCAGCAGGAUCGCCGCCUCCCACCCCGCCAGGCUUCCAAGCCACUCGCUCAGGACCGGCUCCAAGCUGAGGCUCCUCCUCCAGUCGCACCCAAGGCGGGGCAUUCUCCUCUCCCGCCUCCAUCUUUUCUGUGUUGUGCUUGUUUUUGGAAGUGCGUGGUGGGGGCGGGGGAGAUAUGUAGCAGGUGAUCCUCAGAGGCCUGCCUCCUCCUGCUGCCGCUGCAAGGACCUCUUUUCCGCCUUGGAGCCCUCCGCCUGCCAGGCAGCCCCCCUGCUUCCCUUCCUUCUAGAGGAUUCGCUUCCUUCCGCGCCGGGGGGUGGGGGCUGUUUUGCCCUUAAGGAGAGAGACCACCCGGCCCCAUUAAUUGUUGCAGUCGUUGUCGUCAUCAUCACGCCCCACGCCUUGUCCUCUGGGGUGGGGACUUUCCCAGCUCCAGCCCGGCCUCCUUGCGCCGCCUAUAAAACAAGCUGCAGGGGCGGCUUGCGAAGUGACAGGCAGUCUGAGGUGGAGGAGAGUCCAAGCAAGCAGGCGCCGCUUCUGUUGUUGUUGUUGUCGUCGUCGUUGUGCUCCAGCCCGGCCGCCGCCUCCUCCUCCUCCUCCAGUCAAUUCCUGCUGCGCCACACGAUCCCGCCGCCAUCGCCAUGGCUCCGCUGACGGCGAAGGCUUACCUGCUGGGCAAAGAGGAGACGACCCGCGAGAUCCGCCGCUUCGCUCUCGACUCGCCUGCCCGCUACCAGCCCAUCCGCGACAAGGUCGCCGAGCUCUUCCAGGGGCUGCUCCGCAACUCCGCCGCGGCGACGGGCGCCUUCCAGAUGUACUACAAGGAUGGAGAUGGAGAUAUGGUUGCUUUUUCCAGUGACGAUGAACUGAAGCUGGCCCUGCCUUGUGUGAAAGAUGGCAUUUUUCGUAUUUAUAUUAAAGAGAAAAAGGAGCUGAAGCGGGAGCACCUCCACCGCCAGUCCUGCAGCCAGGAGCGUCCUCCAAACAUUGUGCAUCCCAAUGUGAUCUGUGAUGGCUGUGAUGGCCAAGUGGUGGGUGCCCGAUUCAAGUGCACAGUUUGUCCAGACUAUGACUUGUGCAGUGCUUGUGAGGGAAAAGGGAUCCACAAGGAGCAUAACAUGGUCAUGUUCCAUAAUCCAUUGCUCAAUCCACUUGAGUGGCUUCCUAGAGGUCGCUGGCUUCGUAAGAUGAGGCAUGGCAUCCCACAAUUGCCAUGGGUGCAGAGCUGGGGGCACCCUUGCCCAGCUCGCCAGUGUCCGAACUCUGGCCAGGCUCAAGCCGGUGCCACUUCCUCGAAUGCGGCUCCUGAGCAAGAAGCUUCUAGCAAUCAGUCACAAGAUCCCAAUGUUGCCUUCUUGCAGAAUGUUGGAGAAAGUGUGGCAGCAUUUCUGAGUCCACUUGGCAUCGAUGUUGAUAUUGAUGUGGAACAUGAAGGGCAAAGAAAGAAAGUGACCCCCACACAACCUAGUUCUGAGAAGAGCAGCUCCAAACCUACAAGCAGUUCUAAUGACCAGACUCAACCAGAAGCAAACAGCAAGGACAAACCGGCUUCAGAGGCAGGAGAUGCUCUUACAGAACAGCUGCAGGAGAUGAUGGUGGAUUCUCCCCCAUCUCAAAUGGAAGAGGAAAGCCUCAUGGCACAGGAGCCUGGCGAAUCCAGUAAUAGUUCAGGUGGAGAUGAGGACUGGACCCACUUAUCUUCAAAGGAAGUAGAUCCUUCAACUGGUGAACUGCAAUCCUUACAAAUGCCAGAUGGGGACAGCCCAAGCUCCCUGGACCCAGCUCAAGCUUCUGCUAACACUGGACCAACAGGAUUACGGGAGGCUGCACUCUAUCCUCAUCUUCCACCAGAAGCAGAUCCCCGCCUGAUUGAAUCUUUGUCACAGAUGCUGUCCAUGGGAUUCUCUGAUGAAGGAGGCUGGCUCACUCAUUUGCUGCAUUCUAAGAAUUAUGACAUUGGGGCAGCCCUGGAUACUAUCCAGUUCUCCAAGCAACCACCAGCUUCCAAAUGACAUGCAACCUAUAAUUCUUAAAUAGAAUGUUAAAACCUGCUGAUGAGCAGCUUCCUAUCUUUCCUAUCCUUGAGUAACCUGUCUGUAUUUUCAUCUCCAAUUCAUACUAUAAAAAUAAAUAUGAACAUUUCCCAUC